AUGAGUAUCCCUGAACAUUUGUUGCCCCAGGCAUUCCUUGAUCAACACUAUCAGCAUCUGCGAUCUCACCCGACUCCUGCUCAACAACACUCACAACCUCCACCACAGCAGAGUCAUCAGCCACCGGCUCCACCACCACCAAAACAGCAACAACUUCAACCACAACAAUCUCAACCUCAACCUCAACCUCAAUCUCAACUUCAAUCUCAACCUCAACAACCUCAACAGUCUCAGCCUAUGGGUACUCCAAACUAUCAGCGAAAGGCUCCUCCUCCUCUCCAAAUAAACCCAUCCAAUUAUCAAUCUCAGCAUGUACCUCCUCAAGCUUUACGUCAACAUCCCUAUCGGGAAAAGGCAUCUCCUACACACAUUGCCUAUCCUCCAUAUCCUGCUCCACAACAGCAACAGCAACAGCAACAGCAACCACCGCCACCACCACCUCCUCCUGCGCCUCCUCAUCAACAACAAUCGCAGUAUAACAACAGUCCCGCAAUGUAUAAGGCUCCAUACCCUAUUCCCGAAAGUCCCGACUCCGAAGUAGGACCUUAUUCUCCUGCUCCCAGUACCAAUGCGUAUCCAUUCCAAACUCAUGGGAAUCGAAUUGCAUCUCAAGAAAGUGUUAAUCGUAACUAUCAUAUUCAACAUAAUCCUAGUUCCAAUAGUUUGAGUGAUUCUAAUUCUAAUCCACUUCCUUAUCCUAUUUACUAUAAUAAUCCUCAAGUGGUCCCUCCCGUUCCAUUCCUGUCUGUUCAACCAUUAAAUCAUCGACCAAUUCGUACUGCUACUCUGGAUAGUUUAGGUAGUACAAAGUCUCAACAAUCAACCAUGUCUGGACCUCCUGCUCCUGGUUCGGGUAAUAGACGAAUUGUAUCAUCCCCCAAUAUUCCUCAAUUUAAUAAUAAUAACAAUAAUAAUGUGAAUAUGAAUAUGAAUAUGAAUAUGAAUAUGAAUAAUGGACCAUUAACUCCUUCAGCUAUGAGUACAAGUAAUGCUUCUAUUAAUAGACAAGUUCAAAGUCCUCCUGAAUUAAGAACCAGAUCAUUGAAUUCAGCUUCGAUUAAUUAUAAUCAACAAAGAAUGCAACAACUGCAACUGUUACAAUUCCAUCCUACUACGGUUACUACCCCUACCAAUUCUAGUUCAAAUCUUCAAAAACUGGCAUCAGUAAGUCAUACACCUAAGUCGAAAUCGAGUACUUCUAUUAGUAGAUUGGCAUCUUCAGCUUCUAGAAGACAUAAUUCAUCAUCUUCAUUGGUUAGUUCCAGUAAUAAUUACAAUAAUAACAAUAACAAUAAUAAUAAUCAUAAACUAGAUAGAACAACAUCGAAUAGUUCACAAUUUAAAGGAAUGUCCAGUAUGAAACAACCAGCUUUAUUACCUCAACCAUCAGUUUAUCCUGCUAUAUUAUCUAAAGUAGCUAAAUCUUUUAAAGAUAAUAUUACUUUAUCAAUUAAUACAAAGAAUGGAUUAGUAUGUCAUGAUUCAUUUACUGGGAAAAGUGCUGUUGAUAUAAUUUGUAGAAUUAUUAGAACUGGAGAUAGGAAUUUAGCCUUAUUAUUAGGAAGAUCAUUAGAUGCUCAACAAUUCUUUCAUGAUGUAACUUAUGUUCAUCGAUUAAGAGAUUCAAUUCAUGAAGUUUAUGUUUUUAAUCCAACAUUUGCAUAUAUUGAUUUAUAUACAGAAACUGAUGAAGUCAUUGAUAAUGCUAAUAAUCUUAAUUUAAUUAAUAAUAAUGGAUCAUUUACUGAUUAUAAUGAUCAAUCACCAGUUCAACCUCAAUCUCAAAUACAAGGACAAAUUCAAGGACAAGGACAGGGACAAGCAUUACUUGAAAAUGUUGAUUCUAGUACUUCAUUAAAUAAUAUGAAUGGAGGAGGACAAGAAUUAACUGAAAGUCAAGAAACAGGAGUUAAUGGAGUAUUUACAAUAUUAACAGAUUGUUAUUCUCCUACUUGUACAAAAUAUCGAUUAUGUUAUAGUAUUGCAUGUCCAAGAAGAUUAGAACAACAAAGAAGACUUAAUUUAAAACCUCAGGGAGGUUUAAAGAGAGCAGAUUCAAGAUUAUCAUUACAUGAACCAGAUGAAAAUAAACAAACUUGGCAUGAUACAGUACCUGAAUCAGUCUUGGCUAAAUUAGAUUCAGAUGAAAAGACAAGACAAGAAGUUAUAUUUGAAUUUAUUUAUACUGAAAGGGAUUAUGUAAAAGAUUUAGAAUUUGUUACUGAUUUUUAUAUAAUUCCAUUAAGAAAUCCAAAUCGAAAUAUAAUUCCUGCUCAUUAUCGAGAAAAUUUUAUUUUAUUAGUAUUUGGAGGUAUAGGAGAAUUAUUAAAAGUUGCAAAAAGUUUUAGUGAAGCAUUAACUAGAAGACAACAACUGCAAAAACCAGUUGUAGAAAAUAUUUGUGAUAUAAUUUUAGAUCAUGUUAAUAGAUUUGAUCCAUUUAUUGCUUAUGCUGGGAAUCAUGUAUUUGCAACUCAUGAACAUGAAAGACAAUUACGAGUUAAUGAAAGAUAUUCAAAAUUUAUUGAAGAAACUAAAAGUAAACCUGAAUCUAGAAAGCAAGAUUUAACAUCAUUUUUAAUUAAAGCUGUUCAAAGACCAGCAAGAUAUAUUCUUUUCUUAGAAAAAUUAGUUAAAUAUACUAAAGAAGAUUCACCUGAUUUUAAAUAUUUAUCUAAAGUAAUGGAACCAUUAAAGAAAUUAUUAGAAAGAAUUAAUAUUCAAACAGGUAUUUGUACUGAUCGACAAAAAGUAUUAGAAUUACAUAAAUCUUUAGGAGAAAAGAUUUUAAAAGAGAGGUAUCAUUUUAAAUUAUCUUAUAGUAAUAGAAUUAUUCAUCAAGCUAGUUUAACUAGAAAGAGAGAUAAUGAAAAAAUUGAAGUUUAUUUAUUUGAACAUGCUCUUUUAUUAGUUAAGACAAAGAUUCAGAAUAAGAGAACUCAAAAGAAAGUCUUUGAAAGACCAAUUUAUUUACCAUUAUUAUUUAUUAAUAGUGGAUUUGAUAUUCCUAAUCAAAGAUCUGUAAUGAAUCAUCGUUAUAAUCAUUCUAUUGUAAUUGAUGGAGGUAAUGGAAAGAAAUUCGAUAGAAAUGAUAUACUUAUUGGUACAACAACAACUCCUAAAUUACAAUUAAAUUUCCUUGGAAUGGGAGGUAUCCCAGCUCAUUUUAGUUUAUUUGCUUCUGAUAUUGCUGUUCAGAAUCAAAUUUUAAAUCAAGUUCAUACUCAACAAAAGAAAUUAAUUGAUAAAUAUGAUUUAUUUUCAAUUGUUAAGUAUGAAACUCGAAGAUUUCAUGGAAAUAAUAAGAUUAAUUGUGCAGUUCCAUGUUAUGGAGGUAAAAAAUUACUUUAUGGUACAGAUACAGGAGUUUGGGUAUCAACGGUUAGAUCAAUUAGUACAACAUCUAAUGAAAAAAUUGUAUCUGAUCCAACUUUAGUUAUUAGUAAAGUUAAUGUAACUCAAAUUGAAGUAGUAGUUGAAUAUUCAAAAUUAUUUAUCUUGAGUGAUAAAGUAUUAUUUGAAUUUGAUUUAUCAUGUACUGAUUCAUUAGAUCAUAUUAAAAAUACUAAAUCUGGUAAACGAGUUAUUGAUCAUAUUUCAUUCUUUAAAACCGGUAUUCAUAAUUUUAAAAUAUUGGUUGCAGCUGCUAAAACUGGUAGUACUCAUUCAAUUAGUGUAUUUGAAGUUACUAGUAAUAAACAAGCAAAGGGUAAAAGACAUGAAACUCCAGAUAUUAAAGAAAUUUUAUUUAAUUCUGAUCCAGUAUCUAUAUCAUUUUUAAAGACUCAAUUAUGCAUUGGAUGUACUAAAGGGUUUGAAAUUAUUUCUUUAGAACAUAAUAAGAAAGAACCAAUUUUAGAUGAAGCAGAUCCUUCAUUAGAUUUUGCAACUCAAAGAGAACAAGUAACUCCAUUAGCAAUUCAUAGAUUAGGUAAAGAAUUCUUAUUAUGUUAUACAGAAUUUGUAUUUCUUAUUAAUAAGAAUGGUUGGAGAUCUAAUCAUGAAUGGGGGUUUAAAUGGGAAGGAAUGCCUCAAAAUGUGGCAUUAUUCUUUCCUUAUUUAUUAUCAUUUGAACCUAAUUUUAUUGAAAUUAGAGAUUUACAUUCGACUAGUCUUUUACGAGCUUUAGUUGGUGAGAAUAUUCGAUUCUUACAUUCCAAUGAACAUGAAGCUCUUUAUGCUUGUGAAGAGAAUGGAUAUGAUAUUAUUGUAUCUAUUGACUUUUUAAAUCUUAAACUGAAGGUUAGUUCUCCAUCUACUCCUAUAUUGGGUAGUACUAGUACUAGUACACCUACUAGUGCAACUGCUACCCCCACCAGUACUAAUCUUAUUAGUGCAAAUUCUAAUUCUAGUACAUUAGUUGGUCCUCAAUUUUGA
This is a messenger RNA of Scheffersomyces amazonensis, 4377 nucleotides long. It is a transcript of the gene ROM2, whose product is annotated as Rho family guanine nucleotide exchange factor. The transcript has a single exon. The record is from RefSeq and is a predicted model, not a curated record. Bases 1 to 4377 code for a protein of 1458 amino acids. Gene Ontology annotation, biological process: intracellular signal transduction. Gene Ontology annotation, molecular function: guanyl-nucleotide exchange factor activity. NCBI's taxonomy places the organism in Eukaryota, Fungi, Ascomycota, Pichiomycetes, Serinales, Debaryomycetaceae.